Molecule: messenger RNA, 610 nt
Organism: Alnus glutinosa
Lineage: Eukaryota; Viridiplantae; Streptophyta; Magnoliopsida; Fagales; Betulaceae
Exons: 4
Coding region: 1-489 (162 amino acids)
Source: RefSeq, a predicted model, not a curated record
AUGGGAAACGUCGUGGAAAGAGAAGAGCAGAGCAGAGCAGAGCAGAGCAGACCUGCUGUUUGUUGCUUUUUCCUGCAUGAUUUCUUUGACUGGUUUGGUUGUGCUUUGUUCAAACUCUCUAGCUACUCAUUUUGCCAUCUCCUCUACACUCUGAUAUUGCUUUUCAUCUUCAUUAUACUCACCACCUUUGCUGCUCUGCACACGACUCAGAGGCCUAAAACAGAGAACCUAGUCAUUUUGCCAUCUCCGCUACACUGUUUAGCUUCAUUGCCACCCUCUGAUCUUGGUCUACUCACAAUCUUUGCUUUGCUUUGCUCUGCUCUGCUCUUCACACGAGUCAGAGGCGUAGAAGAGAGCUUGCCAAUACCAAUUCUUAUCUUGGAUGACAGUGGACAUCUUCGCAUUCAGAUGAGUCCCUGCAUCACUGAUGAACCGAGGACCAUAAGUUUCAAGCAAGAUUCCAUCAGGGUGACAAUGAUCCAGCCCUAAAAAAUGUUUGCUUUUCAAAUUUAUUCUAUAUAUCCUUAUCCGUAUCAAUUAAUUCCCUUAAAUCUCUCUACCAUUUCAUUCGUGCUGCAGUUCUUGUCUACUUCUUUAACUUUUUGCUUAC